This is a messenger RNA of Symbiodinium necroappetens, 218 nucleotides long. Lineage: Eukaryota; Dinophyceae; Suessiales; Symbiodiniaceae. The record is from the annotation of a GenBank genome assembly.
AUGGCUUUGCAUUCGCAUCCUUGGCGGGCUGCCCUGCGCUGGCUCUGCCUGCUGCUGUCGUGGAGCGGGUCUUUGGGUGAUGGACCCCUCAUAGGCUCUACCACACCCACGCCCAGCACGAGUACCACGACCACGACAACCACGACGACCACGACGACCACGACGACCACGACAACUACAACGACCACGACCACAAUAACGACUACCACUCAGCGGCC